This is a messenger RNA of Diaporthe amygdali, 1485 nucleotides long. RefSeq lists its product as uncharacterized. Gene Ontology annotation, molecular function: transmembrane transporter activity. The transcript is spliced from 9 exons. Lineage: Eukaryota; Fungi; Ascomycota; Sordariomycetes; Diaporthales; Diaporthaceae. The coding region runs from base 1 to 1485 and encodes 494 amino acids. Gene Ontology annotation, cellular component: membrane. Gene Ontology annotation, biological process: transmembrane transport. The record is from RefSeq and is a predicted model, not a curated record.
AUGUCUACACCCGUGAACAAAGAUGAGGCGAUCCACGAAAAGUCGGAAGUUGUCCAUCAAGAUGAUGCCCUUUUCCGCACGGCUAGUGAAGCUGGCCCGGAAAAGCCGCUUCCUCGCAUAGGCAAGGUAGAUUAUUCGGGGGCAUACGAGAAGACUGACCCGAAAGAGAUCGCUCUGGUGAAGAAACUGGAUAGAUGGAUCAUGCCGAUGCUCUGGUCAAUGUACUGGCUCAACUAUCUCGACCGGAACGCCAUCGCCUUGGCUCGUUUGAACGACCUCGAGGAAGACCUUAACCUGUCGAGCACCCAAUAUCAAACUUGUGUCAGCAUAUUGUUUGUUGGCUACAUCUUGGGUCAAAUUCCGUCCAACAUGUUCAUAAACCGAACCCGACCAAGUCGUUAUAUGGGGAUCAUGAUGAUGUUGUGGGCGACCGUCAGCGCACUUACUGCUCUGUCCAAAGACUUCGUUGGCCUCCUUCUCACCCGCUUCUUCCUAGGUGUGACUGAAGCUCCUUAUUAUCCCGGUGCCGUAUACAUUCUUUCAGUGUUUUACAACAGGAAAGAAAUUGCUACUCGCAUCGCCAUCCUUUACACCGGUAAUGUCCUGGCGACCGCGUUUGCUGGUUUAAUCGCCGCUGGCGUGUUCCACGGUAUGGACGACGCGAUGGGCCUUGCUGGGUGGCAGUGGUUGUUCAUUCUUCAGGGUGCCGUAACCUUCGUGAUUGCACUUGUCGGCUACUUUGUCCUGCCAGAUUUCCCACUCACGACGAAGUGGCUGACCCCUGAUGAACGCCAAUUGGCUUAUAGUCGCAUGGAAUUGGACACGGUUCAGAAUAAGGGUGAAACCGGCACAUUAGCUGGUCUCAAACAGGCGGCUCGAGAUCCGCUGGUUUGGGUGUUCGCAGCAAUGGCACACAUGCAUUUGGCGGCUAACGGGUUCAAGAAUUUUUUCCCGACCGUUGUCGAGACUCUUGGGCUUGGGGAGACUGUCACUCUUGUUCUCACCUGCCCUCCUUACCUGAUUGCUGGCGCAGUUACAAUUCUGCUCUCCUGGUCUUCUGGCCGCUAUAACGAGCGGACCUGGCACAUCACUGUGUCGAAGACUGUCGCUGUAAUUGGCUUUGUUGCAGCAGCUGCCACGCUUAAUAUGGCGGGACGAUAUGUGGCAAUGGUCAUAUUUACGAUUGGGACUUACGGGGUUAACAGUCUCAUCCUCGGCUGGUGUGGCAGUGUCUGUGGACAGACCAAAGAGAAGAAGAGCGCAUCUAUCGCGAUUGUGACGACAAUCAUGAAUGCGAGCUUCAUCUGGACGCCCUACCUGUGGCCAAAGAGCGACGAGCCCCGUUAUGCUAUUGCGAUGGGAGCUAGCGCAGGCUUCAGUCUGGCCACCGCCCUGCUAGCAUGGUUGGCCAAGUAUUUGCUGAUGCGAAGGAAUACUAAACUUCGCCAGUCAAACAACGAGACCACCACGUUUUACGUGUAUUGA